UUAAGGUUUAGAGGAAGGGAAAUGCUUUGAAAUACUCUAUGGACCGUGGUCGCACUGACCUGAUUAUCAACGUGCCUUAUGUUCUUCAUCAUCAUUUUCACCAUGAUAGAAAUCUACGUGUACUCUUGUCUUCUUUCUGCUCUGAGUUUUGUGGAGAUGAAGCCUCUCAACAUAAGAGGCUGUGUUGGGGAAAUAGUGACAUUCAAAUGCUCAGACUGGAACAAUUUGUUUAAUGUAAGAUAUACUGAUAAGUACUUUUGUAGAAGUCCAUGCACCGAAGACAAACACAUCAUCAUCAAAGCAGCAUCUGGAAAGACUACACAACAAAACAGAAUACUGAUAAAUAACAGAGGAAAUGAUUUAUUUGUGACCUUCACUAAUCUGAAAAAGUCUGACGCUAAGACAUAUUACUGUGGAGUGGAGAGGAAGGGUCCUGAUAUAUUGAUAAAGGUGAAUCUUAAAGUUACAGAUGCUGCGUCUUACGGUCCCAAGAAAACUCCAGAAACAGUGGACACAUUUACAACUCUGUCAUCAGCUGUGUCAAACAGCUCCACUCUGUCUUCAAACAAUAAACAUAAUAUCACUGAUGUGUCAGCAUCGAACACGACCCUGAAUACUCCGACACCUUCUGCACAAGCAACACAAGCAGCCGGAAGUGUACCAUAUUUGAUUGCUGGUCUUAUUUUUACAUUCGCCUUAGUGAUGGCCGUGCUGCUGCUUACCAGGAAGCUGAUGAAGAGAGGACAGAGAGGCCUUGAUGUCAGCUCCCCACACGAGGACAUAUACGAUAGUGCACGGCCUGAUGAAGUCUACCAAUCCCUCCGCCCGUUAACAAUGGAUGAAGACCAAGUCUACAGCUCUCUCACAGAGGGGUCUGCUCUCCACACAACUUUAGACGAUCACUGCAGCAGAAAAUAAUGAUUGAAUCUUU
Molecule: messenger RNA, 931 nt
Organism: Trematomus bernacchii (emerald rockcod)
Lineage: Eukaryota; Metazoa; Chordata; Actinopteri; Perciformes; Nototheniidae
Product: CMRF35-like molecule 5
Exons: 6
Coding region: 79-918 (279 amino acids)
Source: RefSeq, a predicted model, not a curated record